This is a messenger RNA of Triticum turgidum subsp. durum (durum wheat), 1857 nucleotides long. The record is from the annotation of a GenBank genome assembly. Lineage: Eukaryota; Viridiplantae; Streptophyta; Magnoliopsida; Poales; Poaceae.
AUGGCGCGGUUGACGAUCGCAUCGGCGGCGGCGGCGGCGCUGCUCGUGCUCCUCGCGGUGGCGGCCGCGGAGGCCUCGCCGGCGUGGUCGGACUACGCCGGCGCGUUCGACAAGUCCCUCCAGUUCUUCGAGGCGCAGCGGUCCGGCAAGCUCCCCGCCGACCGCACCGUGCACUGGCGCGGCGACUCCGCCCUCACCGACGGCUUCUCCCAGGGGGUGGAUCUGGUCGGCGGGUACUACGACGCCGGCGACCACGUCAAGUUCGGGUUCCCGGCGGCGUACGCGGUGACCAUGCUGUCGUGGGGCGUGCUCGAGUUCGAGAAGGAGAUGGUCGCCGCCAACUCCCUCAACCGCGCCCUCGACGCCAUCCGCUGGGGCACCAACUACUUCAUCAAGGCCCACACCGAGCCCAACACCCUCUGGGUCCAGGUGGGCGACGGGGACAGCGACCACCUGUGCUGGGAGCGCGCGGAGGACAUGUCGACGCCGAGGACGGCGUCCAAGAUCGACGCCAGCCGCCCGGGCUCGGAGGUGGCCGCCGAGACGGCCGCGGCUCUCGCCGCGGCCGCCAAGGUGUUCCGGCACUACGACUCCAUGUACGCCGACCUGCUGCUCAUGCACGCCAAGCAGAUCUUCACCUUCGCCGACACCUUCCGGGGCCGCUACGACGACUCCCUGCAGUGCGCCAAGAAGUUCUACCCCUCCGCCUCCGGCUACCAGGACGAGCUGCUCUGGGGCGCCGCCUGGCUCUACGAGGCCACCGGCGACGAGGACUACCUCGACUACGUCGCCCGUAACGCGAACGGCUUCGGCGGGACCGGCUGGGCCGUGCGCGAGUUCUCCUGGGACAACAAGUACGCCGGCGUCCAGGUGCUGCUCUCCAAGGUGCUCCUCGCCGGGGGCGGCGACGGCGACUACGCCGACACGCUCAAGCAGUUCCGGGCCAAGGCCGAGUUCUUCAUGUGCGCCUGCAUACAGAAGAACGGCGGCAACAACGUCAGGACCACCCCGGGCGGCCUUCUUUACGUCGCCGACUGGAACAAUAUGCAGUACGUCAGCUCCUCCGUCUUCCUCCUCACCGUCUACGCCGACUACCUCGCCGAGUCCGGCGACAAGCUCAGGUGCCCCGACGGCGAGGUUGCGCCCGCCGAGAUCGUCGCCUUCGCCAGGUCACAGGUGGACUACGUCCUGGGCAAGAACCCGCUCUCCAUGAGCUACAUGGUGGGCCACGGCGACAAGUUCCCCACGCACGUGCACCACCGCGGCGCCUCCAUCCCCUCCGUCUACGCCGUCAACGACACCGUCGGGUGCAUGGACGGCUUCGACGCCUACUACAACAGCAAGGGCGCCGACCCCAACGUCCUCGUCGGCGCGCUCGUCGGCGGGCCAGACGGCCACGACGGCUUCGUCGACGACCGCUGCAACUACCAGCGCGCCGAGCCCACCCUCGCCGCCGCCGCGCCCAUGUGCGGCGUCUUCGCUCGCCUCGCCGCCGAGCCCGCGGCCGCCGGUAACAGCCCGGGCUACCAGCCUCCGCAGGACACCCUGCACGUCGGAGGCGCGCCGCUGGAGUUCGUGCACGCGGUGACCAACUCGUGGGAGCACAACGGCGUGGACCACUACCGGCACACCGUGACGGCGAAGAACACGUGCGGCCACCCCAUCACGUACCUGAAGCUGCGCAUCGAGGGGCUGACCGGCCCCAUCUACGGCGUCUCGGCCACGCACGACAAGGAGAUGUACGGGUUCCCCUCGUGGGUCACCAGACUUGACGCCGGCGAGAAGCUCACCAUCGUGUACAUCCAGGAGGGCGGCCCUGCGGCCAAGAUCGCCGUCGCCGAGUACAAGACGGGCUGA